This is a messenger RNA of Brienomyrus brachyistius, 1941 nucleotides long. RefSeq names its product transmembrane protein 53-like. The transcript has 4 exons. Gene Ontology annotation, molecular function: serine hydrolase activity. Lineage: Eukaryota; Metazoa; Chordata; Actinopteri; Osteoglossiformes; Mormyridae. The record is from RefSeq and is a predicted model, not a curated record. Bases 149 to 1189 code for a protein of 346 amino acids.
AUAAGUACAAUGUAAUAUCAUCCCAUCAAGUGUGCACACAAGCUGUAUGUACUGCCUCGGACCCCAAGAAACAAAGACGAUAUAUGCAGUUUCACUCCAUUUAAAAUAUAAUGCUAUUGGCGCUGGACGUUUUUGAGAUGGGAGAUUCAUGUGUGGAAAAAGAAGGGUUAUUAUCCUGAGGUGCAGGAGCUGUCUGCUAGAUGACAGGUUAGUCAGGUGGAACACCAUGCCAGGCUUAAUGCGUGUUUUCCAGACAAAGGGAGGAAUUGGACUCACUAACUCACGGGAGUUCCUGGAGGACAGGUCCUUCUCCUGGCGAAAUAGUCUGAAGUGGAACUCCGAUAGGAAGGUUGUCACAAUGAUGUCUAUGUCUGCCAUCCUGAUCGGCGUCACCGCUCACAAAAUCAGCAAAACCAUCACGUUUUUAUUGAAUGAAUCCGUGGUGUUGAGUAGGCCACCACAGGGUGGCGCCAGACCCUUGCUGCUGCUGCCCUGGCUGGGAUCUCAGCCUCGGGGGUUGGCCAAAUACUGUGACAUAUACCUGCGUAACGGCUUUGAUGUGCUCAUCGUGGAGAGCCGGGUCAGCCAGUUCCUUUGGCCGAAAUGGGGCCUUGACUAUGGCAUGAAGGUCCUGGAGGUGCUGCAGAGCGACAGGUUUGUGUGGCGCCCCCUGCUGGUGCAUGCUUUCUCAGUAGGGGGCUACAUCUUCAGCCAGCUGCUGGUCCACAUCUGCAGAAAUCCCGGCCAGUAUGACGGCCUGAUUCGCAGGCUCCGAGGGCAGGUUUACGACAGCCUGGUGAUGGGUUCCCUGGAUCGCAUGGCCGUAGGUCUGGGGAGGAGUUUGCUUCCCCAGGGGGAGAGCCUUGUGCGGGCGGCCAGCAUGCUGUACUUUCGAGCUUUCAAGAGACACACGGUAGAUUACUUUAACACCAACAUCGACAUCUUCUGGCACCGCCCCAUUCAGGCACCUGCUCUCUUCUUCUCCUCUGAGAAUGACCCAAUGUGUGACCAUCUCACGAUGAAGGAGAUGAUUGAGGACUGGCGAAAGCAAGGCAUGAGGGUGGACUGCAAGGCGUGGAAGGACUCCACCCAUGCAGGACACCUGCGAGAUCACCCUCAGGAGUACCUCUCCACGCUUCAGGAGUUCAUACAUUCUCUCAGCAUGGUUCCCCUCAAAGCCAAAAUGUGAGACCACCUGCUGAAAAUACACACUGAACCUGCGUUUUUUCCUUCAGGUAGUAACUGAUAAGUACAGGGGAAACGAUGCUAAAAUGUUCUGUUUUGUCCUAAGGCCCAUAUUUUGUUUACACUCAAUAAAGAUACACGAACAACUGGACUAUUUUCAGACUAUUUUCUGAAGUGGAUGUUUGUUUGUUUGUUUGAAUGGCAUUUUGUUUAUUUUGUAAGUAUGAUACGGUGGGGCCCUGUAUUGUAUAAGCAGUACAUGCUGACCACACAGACACACGCCUGUCUGUAGUUGUGAUACCACAGUGCUUCCUGGUUUUAUGUAUGGGCUACAGGUGAAGCUUGGAAACAUUUACUUCAUGAAAAAUUUCAAUUGUAACAAAUUGCAACUAUCAACUUGUGAUUGAUGGUAUGAUGUCAUUGAUGUGAUGUGUAAAUGAGCGAUAAAAACCCAACACACAAAUGUCACAACCAAACUUUUUUUUUGUGGAUGCCCUGUGUCGCCUAAGUAAGAUGUUACCCAAACCUGAAUCUGCCAGAUGUAACUGAAUGACCACAGACAACCACUGGUUUCAACAAAAGGACAUUUACCUGCUUUUACCGGCAUCACCUGCUUUAAAUCACAUAUUUUUUUCUACCUCAUUACCAGCCCUAAACUGCUCCUGUCCCAACUUUUAUAGGAAUGUGUUGCAGGCCUGAAAUACAGGAACGGAUGUAUAUUAACAAAGGAAAUGAAGUUGACCAGAAAAACAUGAA